This is a messenger RNA of Babesia bovis T2Bo, 532 nucleotides long. RefSeq lists its product as uncharacterized. The record is from RefSeq and is a predicted model, not a curated record. Bases 2 to 529 code for a protein of 175 amino acids. Lineage: Eukaryota; Apicomplexa; Aconoidasida; Piroplasmida; Babesiidae. The transcript has 3 exons.
AAUGGUUGAAUGUCAGAUGCUUGAAAUACAAGACGACCAGAAUACACUGGCGCGUAGUGCUAUCGCGGAGCUCCGCAAGCAACAGCCACAGAAGCCAGAGGCUCAAGAGCUGCAGCACGAGCUCGUAGAAGAGAUUUACGAACGUAUUUAUGAGGCAAUCUGCCAAAAGCAACCUAAAAACAUUGUACAAUUCAUUGUCGACUUCCUGUGCGAACACUACCCAGAACACCUACACAGCUACUCCAAAUUACUCAAAGCAGAACCCGAAUUGGAGGCUAACCGCAUGAAGGUGCUUCAAUUCUUUAACUAUUAUCAUUUACCGGUUGAAGUGGGAUGGCAUUUUACAAAUGCCGGUUUCGACACGUUGGAUACCAUACUCACACUCAACAAGGACUCAUUGGCUGAAAUUGAGUCCUAUUCAGAAGCCCAGUGGCUUCCAGGUCACAAAGUAAGGCUAUACGCCAUGUUCGACGAUAUCAAGAAGUACGUCGAAGAGUUUAAACGUGAGAGCAGUGUCUACACAAUAUAAUAC